AUGGACGUGAUUGUUGGCGGCAUACGAUCACUUGAAAGCCCUCCGAUGCGACCUGAGGGCAAAAUCGGCAUCUUCCACGGGAGCGCCUCCAUCAAAGGUCGCGCCGGGCCGGUCAAGAUUGAGAUCCGGCGUGGAAGAAAGGUUGUUGCCGAGCUCCACGGCCAGCGGGACUGUUGGAAUGCCGAUCGGACUAUCGAUGGGAAAGUGGGGACAAUGGCCUUGAUGGGCCAAUCAGAUCACACUGAUCUAUCUCCGUCAGAGUGGGUCCGCCUGGCCAGCCAUAUCAUAGCCUUCGUCGAUUGCUGCCCUUCACCGGCAUUGCCUGGGCGGGUGGCACACCAAGCGCUUCUUAUUGGAGAAGCGGGCAAGGUGGUCUUCACGGUCUACGACAUCAUCAAGGAUCCUGCACCUGCGCCCUACGCCAUUCUGGCCAUGCUGGUCGUCCCGAUGGGGUUGCCAUUUAAGGGCGAGCGGACGGCUUUCGGGCAAAUUGAAGACACACUAACAGCUCUGAAAGAGGGCGACUUGAAAUUGCUUGUCGUCAACUUUGUUGAAAAGGACAGCAAAGCACAAAAUCUCAAUUCCAACACAUUAUGA
Messenger RNA from Colletotrichum higginsianum IMI 349063, 597 nucleotides. Its product is annotated as Alpha-glucanase. The record is from RefSeq and is a predicted model, not a curated record. NCBI's taxonomy places the organism in Eukaryota, Fungi, Ascomycota, Sordariomycetes, Glomerellales, Glomerellaceae. Bases 1 to 597 code for a protein of 198 amino acids. The transcript is spliced from 2 exons.